AUGGAGUUAGCAAUAGUCAGUGAUGCCGCUCCCAUGGCCGCAUACAGACCCAAGACUCCAGUGUCUGAAUCUGAUGAGAAGACAGGCUACGGAGGCUCUGAUAUGUCUGGUUGCUAUGAUUGUUACGGUGAUGGUAGCAGCAUAACACCCCGUGCAUCUGGAGCUCUAACUGGCUACGAGACUCUAGAUGCUCCACCACACUAUGACUUCUACGCCAACACUGAGGUGUGGGGCCGACGGAGGCGCUUCCGACCAUCUCUGUAUCAGCUGCAUGCUCGCCCACAGGAUGACUCCGGACCACCAAUGUAUGAGGACACAACAGCUGGGCAGAUGGAGGAAGGAGAUGGCUCAGAGGAAGAAGGAGAUGGACAAACUGAACUGCCACCUGAACCACCUCGCUUUGGCUGGAUCCAGGGGGUCAUGAUCCGCUGCAUGUUAAAUAUCUGGGGAGUGAUCUUGUUCCUAAGGAUGCCUUGGAUAACAGCUCAAGCUGGUAUAGGUCUGACCUGGAUGAUCAUUCUGCUGUCCUCGUGUAUAACUGGGGUCACUGGUGUCUCCACCUCGGCCAUAGCUACCAAUGGCAAAGUCAAAGGAGGUGGGACUUACUUUUUGAUCAGUCGCAGCCUCGGCCCAGAACUCGGUGGGUCCAUUGGUCUGAUCCUUGCCUUUGCCAAUGCUGUAGGUGUGGCUCUGCACACUGUGGGCUUUGCUGAGACGGUCGCAGACCUCUUGAGAGAAAAUGGAGCUACCAUGGUGGAUCAGACCAAUGACAUCCGCAUUGUUGGUGUCAUCACUGUCACAUUUCUACUGGGCCUUUCAAUGGCUGGCAUGGCAUGGGAGUCAAAGGCUCAGGUUCUGUUCUUCCUGCUCAUCAUGCUGUCAUUUGCCAGCUAUAUUGCUGGAACGGUCAUGCCUCCUACACUACAGAAACAAGCCAAAGGCUUCUUCAGCUACAAAGCGGAUAUCUUUGCUACCAAUUUCUUGCCGAGCUGGCAGGGGCCAGAUAGCACUUUCUUUGGGAUGUUCUCCAUUUUUUUCCCUGCCGCUACUGGCAUACUGGCAGGAGUAAACAUCUCUGGAGAUCUGAAGAAUCCAGCAGUGGCUAUCCCUCGAGGGACACUUAACGCAAUAUUCUGGACUGCACUGUCCUAUCUCAUCCUCACUGCAACUAUUGGAUCCUGUGUUGUGCGGGAUGCGUCUGGCCUGGUAAACGAUACUUGCCCACCGUCCAGUGAGGACUGCGUUGGUUUAGCAUGUAAAUAUGGAUGGGACUUCUCCGAGUGUAUCGCAAAUAAGUCCUGCCCUUUUGGCAUCAGAAACUACUAUCAGUCAAUGAGCAUGGUGUCGGCCUUUGGCCCGCUCAUCACUGUUGGAAUAUUUGGUGCAACUCUGUCGUCUGCAUUGGCAUGCCUGGUGUCUGCUCCCAAAGUCUUCCAGUGUCUCUGUAAGGACCAUAUCUACCCUCUGAUCGGCUUCUUUGGCAAAGGUUACGGCAAAAACGAUGAACCUCUCAGAAGCUACAUCCUGACAUACAUCAUAGCUAUCUGUUUUAUCAUCGUCGCUGAGUUAAACGUCAUCGCUCCCAUCAUCUCCAACUUCUACCUCUGCUCAUACUGUUUGAUCAACUUCAGCUGCUUCCAUGCUUCGAUCACAAACUCACCAGGUUGGCGUCCGACUUUCAGGUUCUACAAUAAGUGGCUGUCGCUGCUGUGCGCUGUGGUUUGUGUCGUGAUCAUGUUCCUGCUAAAAUGGUGGGCGGCCCUCAUUGCGAUUGGUAUCGUUAUGUUCUUUUUGGGAUAUACACUCUACAAAAAGCCAGCUGUGAACUGGGGCUCAUCAGUGCAGGCGGGCAACUACAACAUGGCUUUGAAACACUGCUUAGGCCUCAACUCUGUGGAAGACCACGUCAAGAAUUACAGACCCCAGUGUUUGGUGCUGACAGGUCCGCCCAGCAGUCGUCCAGCCCUGGUAGAUCUUGCCAACUGUUUCACAAAGGGUCUCAGUCUUAUGAUGUGCGGGAAUGUAGUCACAACCAGGUCCUCUCCAUCAGUUUUAGAAAACGCAAAGAGCGACAGUCAUGUCUCCUGGUUGAAUCAAAGGAAGAUCAAGUCCUUCUACGGAGGAGUGCUGGCCACAGAGCUGCAGUCUGGGGUGAACAUGUUGCUGCAGGGGGCGGGUUUGGGUCGCAUGAAGCCAAAUGUUCUGAUGAUGGGCUUCAAAAGUGACUGGCACAGUGACUCGCCUCAGGCUGCACACAACUACAUAGGAAUACUGCAUGAUGCAUUCGACCUUCAGUAUGGUGUGUGUGUGCUGAGGAUGAGAGAGGGGCUGGACAUCUUUUGUCCCUCUCAAUCCCAAGUUAAUCGUGGCUUUGAGGGAGAUGCAGACAGUGCAAACCCCAUUUCUACCCCAUCACGGAUUCAAACAAGGCCCUCGUCUUCCAGCGUUGUUGAACCCGAGCCUCAGCCCUCUACGGUGUUUCAGAAAAAACAAGGAAAGAAGACUAUCGAUGUGUAUUGGCUGUCCGAUGACGGGGGUCUGACACUCCUGCUGCCGUACCUGCUGACCCGCAGGAAGCGCUGGGCCAUGUGUAAGGUCCGCAUAUUUGUGGGAGGACAGACAGACAAAAAGGAAGAACAGAAGAACGAGGUUCUCACACUGAUCAAGAAGUUUCGUCUUGGUUUUCAUGAUGUCGAAGUGCUUUCUGACAUCUACCAGAAUCCUCAGCCUGUCAAUGUCCAUCAGUUUCAGAACACGAUCAGUCCCUUCAGACUCGAUUCAAACCCCAAACAGGACUCAGACUCUGAACCUCCAAGCCAGCAGGAGGCGCCCUGGAUGAUCACUGACCAGGAUUUAGAGAGAAACAUGGCCAAGUCUCUCCGUCAGAUCCGUCUGAAUGAAGUUCUGCUGGAUUACUCAAGAGAGGCAGCUCUUAUUAUAAUCCCCAUGCCGGUGGGAAGGAGAGGAGUCUGUCCCAGUACUCUUUACCUGGCGUGGCUCGACAUCUUGUCCAAGGAUCUCAGACCUCCGGUGCUUCUGGUCAGAGGAAACCAGGAAAACGUGCUUACUUUUUACUGCCAGUAACAUUUGCCACAGGUCAAUGAUGACAUUCUAUUAGCUUUCAAAUUAUUAAUAAUUUACCAGGGCUGUAAAUCACCAGUUUUGUCACAAUAGGAUAUUAUACCAGUUAACUUGAUGAAAAGCCACUGACCAUACUGUCCGAAUGAGUUGGGAUCGUCGAACGCGUCAUCUAAUAGCAGUUUGUUCCACUCAGGGUGCACUUUAUUUGAUCUUACACCAGGUGCAGGUGCAUGAGCUUCCUAGUGAUAUACUGCCUUCAUGUGGUGGAAACUGUAUCGCUAGAGUGGCUGAAAAAUGCAACACUUUAUAUUAGAAGCCAUUUCAAUUCAAAAUUCAAAGUACCUUAA
This is a messenger RNA of Cololabis saira (Pacific saury), 3428 nucleotides long. It is a transcript of the gene slc12a3, whose product is annotated as solute carrier family 12 member 3. Bases 1 to 3084 code for a protein of 1027 amino acids. The transcript is spliced from 26 exons. Gene Ontology annotation, molecular function: sodium:potassium:chloride symporter activity. Gene Ontology annotation, biological process: potassium ion homeostasis; chloride ion homeostasis; sodium ion homeostasis. Gene Ontology annotation, cellular component: membrane. The record is from RefSeq and is a predicted model, not a curated record. Lineage: Eukaryota; Metazoa; Chordata; Actinopteri; Beloniformes; Belonidae.